GGUAAUGUAGUUAUUGGCUGUUAUUGGUCUAAACCGCGUCGCGCGGAAUUUUGUGAGGGCGUCCUGUCAACAACCGGUCCAGGAGUAGCUGGUCCAGUCUUGUCCACAUGUUUUGUCUCACUACCUCUCACUAACAGGGUGCUCAACGUCACAUACGCAGACUAGUCCGUCGUCUUCUUCUUCUUCUUCUUCUUCUUCUUCUUCUUCUUCUUCUUCUUCUUCGGUGCUCUGGCUAUGGAAGGACGGUGUGCGGUUGAGACUUGGGCAGAGUUUGGCUUUUCAGGGUCGUCAUGCACACCGAGGCUCAAGUUUGGCUUUGGUACAGAUGUGUUCCUCUGCACUGGCCACGACCAGGUCUAUGUCUUCAGUUCCCAGGAAAGAAAACUCACGGCUGUCAUCGAGUGUCCUGGACCCGUUACUGACCUAGUUGAGAGUCAUGACAAGAAGUUCCUCUAUGUGGCCUGUAGAAGUGGAGUUUAUUGCGUCGGCUCACAAUUUCUGUCAUCCAGUGCUCAAAGCUCCCCGGCGGAUGCAUCCUCCAGUCCAGCUGAACUGAAAAUGUCCACUGAGUUUCUUGCUGUUGCAGAAGAAGGAGUGUUAUCGCUGCUCCUGGUCGGCUCUGUCCUCCUCACUCUUUCUCAGAGAGACACGUCCUGGAUUUUGACUCAGUACAGAUCCUCAAACUUUGAGAUGCUCCGUUCAUUCAGUCGACCACUUGUCUCAGCAGUUGUGCACAGUGACACUGGGGGAACGACGGGGAUGAGAAGGAGGCCGCUGCUGAUUUGUGUCCAUUCUAGUGCCGUUGCAGCGCCGCCAUCUCCCCCGUCCACUUCUUCAUUGGAAGCAACUGUAAGUGUCGGCCACUUGUGCCUCGAGCCGGUCCUCUUCAAACUUCUGUUUGGGAUUGACGCCGCCCUCACCAAGUCACCAGUCAUCCUUUGUGGCCUGCCAGACGGGUGCCUGUGUUUUCUUCCUUUGCGUCCCCCAGCAACGCGGCUCAAAGUCCUUCACAGCCUUGAGCAGCCAGUCGUAUUUGUCGGAGCAUCUCGUGUCAUGGAAGCUGGUCCAGGACAUGCACAGUGUUUGGUGGCAGUGGGUGAACAAGGGAGAGUGGUGUUGAUCAAAUCAGACAAGGGAGGUUCAGAGGGAGGGGGCAACAGAGCAGUUCUUAUUGAGGGGUGUGUACAGGGGCCUGUGAUGUGUGGCUGUGUGGAUACAAAGCGUCUGUAUUACAGCACUGGGUCCGACCUGCUGGUGCUGGAUCUAUCGGAGGUCUCAUCUGAGAGAGACGGCAAUGAAGGGGAUGUAGAGACAUCCAGUAUGGCAGCCGCUGCCCUCCAGAGCCCCACCAGUUUGAAUGUGUGCAGAGUCGUCGCCUUGGCUGAGCCUACAUGCAACACUGCAGGGGAAGUUCAGCUGCUGGGACUGUCUGUUAGAGGGCAGCUCCAGAGGAUUAUCUUACCUGUGGGAAGAGAGGAUGCAAGAUUGCCCAAGGGGGGGGGCCGCAGUGUCAGGGACCUCCUGUCUGCUAUCGGGGACGUCUGUGAAAGAGCAUCAGUGCUGAAAACUGCCAUAAAAUCCCAAAACCAAAUUCUGAGGCACCUGAAUCAGGUGCUUAACAUCAGCUUCCUGCUGAUGGCCGGCACAAAUACCAAAGAGCAUCUUCCCAGCCAGGAGAAGCCAAUCAGAUGUCGCGCCACGGCCAGUUGGAGCAGAUUACUUCAAAGAGACUCCCUGAACCUGACAUGUGUCCUGGAUAAUUCAAGUCCUUAUGUUUUGGAGCGAGGCUGGACUCUGAGCAUCGCUGUAUUCCCUCUGUCCUGUCCUCCCGGUGCAGGAACAGACAGCUCCUCCACAAAUUUCUCAUUCCCGUUCCACAAUCUCCUUCCAGGUGAGACGUUCGAAGUAUCGCUGCCCCUAGCAGCUGCAGGUGAAACAUCCUUCCCCGUGACAGUGAGCUGCUCACUCGUCUUCUCACUCACCGGUCUCCUGGGCGAGGAGGCCGAAAACCUCCCCGGCCCGCGGAGUAGUUGCGUCAGUCUGCCCUUGAGCACGCUGACAGUGGAUUGGCUGCACGCCCUGCAGGUGUGCGCUCCCAUCGGCACCCAUAGGAAGGCCACGUCUCAAUCCUACAACGCGACAGACGCCAUCCAAGCUUGUUUAAGAUCACGGCGGAUUAGCAGUGGAAGAGGGGAGACCGAGCGAGAGCAGCAUUCAGCGAGUGUUCGGGUGUCGUCAGAGUUGCUGAGCGACACACUAAUGUUGAAAGGCUCAGAUUUGGACGCUCAGGGGCGCUCAAAGUCGGCUCCUCAGAAUGUGGGCCUCUCUCUGCUGGAGUGGCUGUUGUCUGACGCUCCUGGAGGUGUCACAGCGGGACGCCAAGGAGACCAGAUUGCCCUCGGCGGCUCAGUGGUCCGUGCGCACGAUCCAAACGGACACGCAGUCAAACUGACCGCUAAAGAGGUAAAUGUAAUGGAGGAGAGCACGGGGAAGGAGGAGCCCCUGAGCACGGUGGAGGUUCAGGUGGAGAGCUCUUCUAUGGCAGCAGUGUGUGGACUGCAUCACGCUCUGCUGCGCCGGAUUCAGACUAUGUUGCAGACGGCCCCUGAGAGGGCUGCUUCCACAAAGAGGAUCCAGAGUUUAGAGUUAAGACGGGCACUGCAGCGGGCCGAGCGCCUGUUGCAGCAGAUCCGGCAAAGUCGAAUCUCAGGGGCCUUCGGUGUGGGCGUGUCAACGGGGCAGAUGACCCAAUCACUUCUCGCCGUUUACCAAGAACUCAGAGAAAACCCUCUCCUUAUAAUUUAACGCUGUCUUUUCUUUUCAUCUGCCCUCUGCCUUUUCCAAUGUUACGUAACCCGUCUUCGCAGCCGAUGCAUGAGAAAUAACAUCGAUAAAUGUGCUUUUUCAUCACUGUCAACGACUGUUACCAAGUAAUAUUUUGUACAAACCAUUACAUUCAACUCAAGGUGACUGUCAAGCUCAGGUGGAAUAAAAAUAUCUGCAAUUA
This is a messenger RNA of Cyclopterus lumpus (lumpfish), 3007 nucleotides long. It is a transcript of the gene faap100, whose product is annotated as FA core complex associated protein 100. The record is from RefSeq and is a predicted model, not a curated record. The coding region runs from base 235 to 2805 and encodes 856 amino acids. Gene Ontology annotation, cellular component: nucleoplasm; Fanconi anaemia nuclear complex. The transcript has 8 exons. Gene Ontology annotation, biological process: interstrand cross-link repair. Lineage: Eukaryota; Metazoa; Chordata; Actinopteri; Perciformes; Cyclopteridae.